AUUCGGUGGCGUUCGCCGUAGAAUACAGCGUGCCUGAGAAAGAUGGGGGAGUCUUGCACGGAACAAGAUAUGUGUACAUCCGAGCAGGGGAAUGGCUCUCCUGAAGAAGCAUUUUUCAGUAUGGCAGAUAUGUUUCUUUUGUCUCUCAUAGUUGGCCUGCUGACUUACUGGUUCUUUUUUCGGAAAAAGAAAGAAGAGACCAUUGAAUUCACCAAAAUUCAACCCACUGUGAAUAACUCUGUUCGAGAAAGCAGUUUUAUCGAAAAGAUGAAAAAGACCGGAAAAAACAUUGUAGUAUUCUAUGGUUCUCAGACUGGAACAGGAGAAGAAUUUGCCAAUCGACUGGCCAAGGAUGCUCACCGAUAUGGCGUGCGUGGGAUGGCUGCUGACCCAGAAGAAUUUGAAAUGGCAGAUCUCAGUCGUCUUACAGAAAUCGAGAACGCUCUUGCUGUUUUUUGCAUGGCCACUUAUGGGGAAGGUGAUCCUACAGAUAAUGCUCAGGAUUUCUAUGACUGGCUUCAGGAAACAGACAUUGACCUUACAGGGCUUAAGUAUGCAGUUUUUGGCCUUGGCAACAAGACAUAUGAGCACUUUAAUGCCAUGGGAAAAUAUGUUGACAAAAGACUUGAAGAAUUAGGAGCUGAGCGCAUUUUUGAGCUGGGAAUGGGAGACGACGAUGGCAAUCUGGAGGAAGACUUUAUCACAUGGAGGGAGCAGUUCUGGCCUGCAGUUUGUGAACACUUUGGAGUUGAGGCAACUGGAGAAGAUUCCAGCAUUCGUCAGUAUGAACUUGUGGUGCACACAGAUGAGAACAUGAACAAGGUCUACACAGGAGAGAUGGGCCGACUAAAGAGUUAUGAAACUCAAAAACCACCAUUUGAUGCUAAAAACCCUUUCUUGGCUAACGUAACAGUCAACCGCAAACUAAAUGAGGGUGGAGACCGACAUUUGAUGCAUUUGGAACUAGAUGUCACUGGCUCAAAGAUAAGAUACGAGUCUGGAGAUCAUGUGGCUGUGUACCCAGCAAAUGAUACUGCACUCGUAAACAAGUUGGGAGAGAUUCUGGGCGCUGACCUGGACACAGUUAUUUCUCUAAACAACUUGGAUGAGGAGUCUAACAAAAAGCAUCCUUUCCCCUGUCCUACCACAUAUCGUACUGCCCUCACUUAUUACUUGGACAUUACCAAUCCACCCAGGACCAAUGUGCUUUAUGAGCUAGCUCAAUAUGCCACAGACUCCAAGGAGCAAGAAAACCUGCGCAAGAUGGCCUCCUCAGCACAAGAUGGCAAGGGUCUCUAUCUCAGUUGGGUUGUUGAAUCAAGAAGAAAUAUUCUGGCCAUACUAGAAGAUGUACCUUCACUGCGCCCUCCAUUGGAUCACCUUUGUGAGCUACUGCCACGACUACAAGCCCGAUAUUACUCCAUUGCAUCAUCCUCAAAAGUUCAUCCCAGUUCCAUCCACGUGUGUGCCGUGCUUGUUGAAUAUGAAACCAAAACAGGCAGAGAAAAUAAAGGAGUGGCUACAAAUUGGCUCAAAAAUAAACAGCCCAGUGACAAUGGACACAAGUCGUCAGUUCCCAUGUAUGUGCGCAAAUCCCAGUUCCGCCUUCCAUUCAAGCCCAGCACACCAGUCAUCAUGAUUGGUCCUGGGACAGGCAUUGCCCCAUUCAUUGGUUUCAUCCAAGAAAGAGAGUGGCUGAAGCAGCAAGGCAAGGAUGUUGGGGAAACUGUGCUGUACUAUGGCUGCCGUCAUGAACAUGAAGAUUUCCUUUACAAAGAUGAAUUAAAACGGUAUCACAAGGAUGGCGUUCUGACCCAAUUGAACGUUGCCUUCUCACGAGACCAAGACCGAAAGGUUUAUGUGCAGCAUCUUCUCAAGGACAACAAAGAGAUGGUAUGGAAACUAAUCCAUGAAGAUAAUGCCCACAUUUAUGUCUGCGGUGAUGCCCGCAACAUGGCUCGGGAUGUGCAGAACACUUUCUAUGACAUUGUGGCAGAAUAUGGCAAAAUUGACCAUGCUCAGGCUGUGGAUUACAUCAAGAAACUAAUGACCAAAGGCCGCUAUUCCCAGGAUGUGUGGAGUUAAUCAAGGCUGCCUCUCCAUUAUAGAGCAAAUUGCACCAAGUUGGCAUUAUUUCAGACCCAUGUGAGCCAGUCCAUGACAAUGCUAAUGAAAACUAAAUCCCUGUUAAAUGUUGAUCUCUUAGAAGAGAUUGCUCUUUUUUUUUUUUUGUAUUGUUUAGCUAUUACUAUUUUACAGCACAGGGUGUUGCGUGUCAGUGUAGCUUUGAACUGUACCCUCAGUGUGUGUACCAUCGCUGCAAAUGGACUUUCAUCUUGUAUGUUUUACUGACAAGCAGAAUCCAUUUUGAUAUCAUGUCAUAUCAAUUACUUUUUUUGUAAGCAACUUUUGUUAGAUCAAUUUAAAAAUGAUGACAAAAUACUGGGCAGGCUGGUAUUGCCAUUUAAGUGAAGGAGUCCCUUUAUACUCAAUAAGAGCAAAGCCUCUAACUGUACGGUAGGAUUAAGGAUGUGGUGUAUUACGGUUAAUGGCCCAGAAUGUGAGGCCAUAUAUAAUGGGUAUACUGUAAACUGCUAUCAUGUCAUUUAAUAAUGCUAAGUUACACUUUGUGCUGAUAAGUAGACAAAGGGAUCCAUUGGUAUGUUCAGGGCAGUUUUCAAUAUUUCAGGAAUAUGUAUCUGGGCAUGUUUGGAAAAGUAAGCCAAAUAAUUUGAAGCCUUAAGUAUGAAACGUUGAUCAUUUCCACUAGGUGCUUAGCCACGCUGCAGAUAGAAUUCUAAGGCAUGCCUUCUCAUACUCCUGGGCCAUGCUUGUGACUGUUUCUGCCAUGUAGGCUCUGGAUUCAUGUGAUGUUACCCUUUACAUCUGGGCAAAUGCAUUCAACAUACUGUGAAUGGUCACAAUGUGCUUAAAGGACAUAUAAACCCCCUCCACAUAAAUGUAAUCCAUGAACAGCCUCUUUGAAAACUUUACCUUCCACUCUGGUUGUUAAAUGGUUAACAGUAAGGCUGCAGCAUUCACUUAAUCACUUAGAACUCCCCUUCUAACCUACUCUGCCCCCUCCCACAGGAAUUUACUUUGGCUUUUGGCUCUUGAGCAUGCUCAGUUCUCCUCAGCUCAGAAACACACCCUCCACUCUAGCAGCCAAUGAAGAGAUAGUAUUGCUGAUUCCUGUAGAAACUCUAGCUGUCUGAUCCUAUUUUUUUCUCCUAACCACCUCUCCUGAGCUCAGCUUAAAGGAAUUGUUCAGUAUAAAAAUAAAAACUGGGUAAAGGGAUAGGCUGUGCAAAAUAAAAAAAAAUUCUAAUAUAGUUAUGUAUAAUGGCUGGAGUGACUGGAUGUCGAACAGAACAAUACUUCCUGCUUUUACAGCUCUCUUGGUUUUCAUUUACUGGUUACCCUGUGACCAAGCAGUAACCAAUCAGUGACUGAAGGGGUGGCCACAUGGGCCAUACGUGUUGCUUUUGAAUCUGAGCUGAAUGCUGAGGAUCAAUUGCAAAGUCGCUGAAUAGUUAUGUCCCAUGUGGUCCCCCUUCAAGUCGCUGACUAACUCAAGAGUUGGAGAGCUUAAAAGCAGGAAGUAGUGUUCUGUUCUGUUAGACAUCCAGUCUCUCCUUUAUAGAUUAAUUUUUUGCCUAACUAACUAUAUUAGAACCAUUUUUUAUAUUGCAUAGCCUAUCUAUUAACACAGUUUUUAUUUUUAUACUGAACUGUUCCUUUAACCAUUAGAGUGCUUAACCCCAGCAGAACUUUUUAUCAAAGCAUGUUGUGCCUGUGUAAAUCUGCAUUGCAUGAACUUUACAGCAUACAUGUCCUGUUUACAGAUCUCAAUGUUACUGAUGAUGUGUCAGAGGGAAAAUGGACGCCAGGUGAAAGCUGCUAGGUUUUAGGAAAAUGUUAUGGCCUGGCAAAUGGAGGGGGUAUAUGCAGUGCAAAUAAUGUGGCUUGGGUGGGGAAGUUAUGCCCGAUUUAUAUACAUGGCAAGAAAAUGGAGGCUUUACAUGUCUUUAAUGGUGUGAACUGCCAAUAGUGCCUUCACCUGAAUCUACAACUGAUCCUCUGUCUUUUUAUGCAAGCAAAUUAAAUUUGUUCUAUAAAAAUGACUAUAGUACGGUUUUACCCAUGUUCCCCUGCACCCACAAAGGACUUGUGAAGCUUGCUAUAUCAGUGGACUAUUCUGAUACCUUUAUUAAGCCAUACCUUCCAUUGCCUAUGUACAUGCACAGUUUUCUCAUAAUACUCCUAUUUGAAAAUGCAAACCUAUGUAGAUACUAAUGCCUAGCACAUUUAUUUAUUAUCCCACGCUGACAUUGAUCCAUAGGUCUUGAACACUUAUAUAGCCCCUGAGCCCCAUGCUUCUCAGUGUUUUAGUGGUUGGAGGCCGUGCACCACCUGAUUUUAGAUGCCUCUGCUUAAUUGUAAGGCUUUACAGAAAUGUCGUUACUAUAGGUUUGCUAUUAAACAAAUCCUGUAGACUGUAUUUCUAUAUUGCGUGUAGCAACCAAUGCAGAUCUGUCAUCGUAUCUGCACAAAUUAUCAUCCAACUUUCUUGAGGUAUAUCUAACAUUCUACAAGAAGGAAUAAGAAGUCUGUAAUUCGACUGAAGACAUGAAUAGAAAUCUGCAAUGGUUAUUAGGAUGUAGAUAUUAGUUAUGUGAGCUGGAAUCAUCUGUGGUUAAGACCAGACUGAAAUGCCUCAUGCUUAUAUGUAAUUCUGAUGUCACUGGUAAGAAGACUGUUUUCCCAAAAGUCCACUGAAAUUGGUUUUAAUAUUUCUAUUUUGAAUUUAGAAUUUUAAGAAAAUGCAUUGUCAUUCUAGCAUCCAGUGAUUGUAAAUAAUUUUAAAAUAUGCAUUAACCCUUGAAAUAAAAUGAUGUACAUUUUCAAA
This is a messenger RNA of Xenopus laevis (African clawed frog), 4909 nucleotides long. It is a transcript of the gene por.L, whose product is annotated as P450 (cytochrome) oxidoreductase L homeolog. The record is from RefSeq and is marked provisional. Gene Ontology annotation, cellular component: cytosol; cytoplasm; endoplasmic reticulum membrane. Gene Ontology annotation, molecular function: NADPH-hemoprotein reductase activity; NADP binding; flavin adenine dinucleotide binding. Gene Ontology annotation, biological process: response to hormone. NCBI's taxonomy places the organism in Eukaryota, Metazoa, Chordata, Amphibia, Anura, Pipidae.